Sinocyclocheilus grahami is the source of this 5083-nucleotide messenger RNA. Its product is annotated as electrogenic sodium bicarbonate cotransporter 1-like. Bases 249 to 3704 code for a protein of 1151 amino acids. The transcript has 24 exons. Gene Ontology annotation, cellular component: basolateral plasma membrane; plasma membrane. Gene Ontology annotation, molecular function: sodium:bicarbonate symporter activity; solute:inorganic anion antiporter activity; monoatomic anion transmembrane transporter activity. Gene Ontology annotation, biological process: monoatomic anion transport; transmembrane transport; regulation of intracellular pH. Lineage: Eukaryota; Metazoa; Chordata; Actinopteri; Cypriniformes; Cyprinidae. The record is from RefSeq and is a predicted model, not a curated record.
UGUGUGGCAGCCUGGCUCACACCUCCUGGACAUCAGACUCAAUUAGCAUCUUGCAAGGCUGCCCAGGCCUCCCCAUCCCCCACAGACCGGAUUACCCUCCCAGUGUCUACCUGACCGCUCCUGCGUCCCUCAAGGACAGCACUCAGAAAAGGACCGUGACCCAUAAGUUGCACCGCACAUCUACUAACCUGGGCUGGAUCCAGAACCAAAGACUUCCCCCUUGUUAGCGUUACCUGCUAACCUGGGAAAUGGCUACUACUAGCAGAAACACACUGCAAGUGAAUGAGCCACGCCGAUAUGGCUCCACGUUGUCUUUAGAAGAGAAAUGUGAGCAGUCUUUCUUUCUCUUUUACUACUACAGGAUGGAGGAUGAGGCUGUGCUGGACAGAGGGGCCUCGUUACUCAAACACUUUUGUGAUCAGGAAGAAGUUGAAGGUCACCACACCAUAUAUAUUGGUGUGCAUGUGCCUAAGAGCUACCGGCGAAGGAGACGUCAUCGCAGACGCACCAGUCACAAGGACAGAAAGGAGAAAAUGACUGAGAAUGCUUCGGACAGGUCAGAUGCAGAGAACAAUGAGGAGGCCAGCAACAGCAUCCUCAAACCACUCAUCUCACCUGCUGCUGAGCGCAUCCGAUUCAUCCUGGGAGAGGACGAUGACAGUCCUGCGCCCCCUCAGCUCUUCACAGAGCUGGACGAGCUACUGUCUGUUGAUGGCCAGGAGAUGGAGUGGAAGGAAACUGCCAGGUGGAUCAAGUUCGAAGAGAAGGUGGAAAAAGGUGGGGAGCGGUGGAGUAAACCGCAUGUGGCCACUUUGUCCUUACAUAGUCUCUUUGAGCUUAGGACGUGUAUAGAGAAGGGCACCAUCAUGCUGGACCUAGAGGCAAACACUCUGCCAGGGGUCGUUGAAAUGAUCACUGACAGUCAGAUUGAGAAUGGUCUCUUGAAAGCUGACCUGAAAGAUAAGGUCAUGUACACCUUGCUGAGGAAGCAUCGGCACCAGACCAAGAAGUCCAAUCUUCGCUCCUUAGCUGACAUUGGCAAGACGGUCUCCAGCGCAAGUAGGCUGUUUUCAUCCCCGGAUAAUGGUAAUAUAGGUGCCAGUUUGUCACUGUGUCUCUCUCUUUCAGAAAUGAUCACUGACAGUCAGAUUGAGAAUGGUCUCUUGAAAGCUGACCUGAAAGAUAAGGUCAUGUACACCUUGCUGAGGAAGCAUCGGCACCAGACCAAGAAGUCCAAUCUUCGCUCCUUAGCUGACAUUGGCAAGACGGUCUCCAGCGCAAGUAGGCUGUUUUCAUCCCCGGAUAAUGCACGUAAUCCACUCGAGAGUUCAGUGCCUUGUCUAACGACUCGCACCUCAGAGGAGGUGUUGCGAGCCCCUGGAAGUCCAAGCAUGGGAUGGCCUAGCAGCCCAACCACCACACAUCGCAACUUGACAUCAAGCAGCCUGAAUGAUAUCUCAGACAAGCCAGAGAAAGAUCAGCUGAAGAACAAGUUCAUGAAGAAGCUGCCCAGAGAUGCUGAAGCUUCCAAUGUUCUCGUUGGAGAAGUGGACUUCCUGGACACUCCUUUUGUGGCCUUUGUGAGGCUGCAGCAGGCUGUCAUGUUAGGGGCACUGACUGAAGUGCCUGUGCCCACCAGGUUUCUGUUCAUUCUUCUUGGACCCAAAGGCAAAGCCAAGUCAUACCAUGAAAUUGGUAGAGCAAUCGCUACCCUGAUGUCUGAUGAGGUCUUCCAUGAAAUUGCGUACAAAGCCAAGGACAGACAAGAUCUCCUCGCUGGCAUUGACGAGUUCUUGGAUGAGGUCAUUGUCCUUCCUCCUGGAGAAUGGGACCCUGCCAUUAGGAUAGAGCCUCCAAAAUCCCUGCCAUCCUCAGAUAAAAGAAAGAACAUGUAUGCUGGAGGGGACAGCACACAGAUGAAUGGAGACACCCCUCACAGCGGUGGACAUGGGGGCGGGGGGCACGCAGUAGGCGAUGAGCUGAAGAAGUCGGGGAAGUUUUGUGGAGGCCUUAUUCUUGAUGUCAAAAGAAAAGCCCCCUUUUUCUUCAGUGAUUUCUAUGAUGCACUACACAUCCAGUCUUUGUCUGCCAUUCUUUUCAUCUACCUGGGAACAGUAACCAAUGCCAUCACGUUCGGAGGAUUGCUGGGCGACGCCACAGAGAAUAUGCAGGGUGUGCUGGAGAGCUUUCUGGGUACAGCGGUGUCCGGAGCCAUCUUCUGUCUCUUGGCUGGGCAGCCUCUGAUCAUCCUCAGCAGUACGGGGCCAGUGCUGGUGUUUGAAAGGCUGCUCUUUAACUUCAGCAGGGAUCAUGAUUUUGACUACCUAGAGUUCCGUCUUUGGAUCGGUCUGUGGUCGGCCUUCUUCUGUCUAGUCCUGGUGGCCACUGAUGCCAGUUUCCUGGUGCAGUAUUUCACCCGAUUUACAGAAGAGGGCUUCUCCUCGCUCAUCAGCUUCAUCUUCAUCUAUGAUGCCUUCAAGAAGAUGCUGAAGUUGGCCCAUUAUUACCCGAUCAACUCAGACUAUAAAAUGGAUUACGUCACACAGUAUGACUGCAUGUGUAUGGCACCCACUGAUGGAUUCACUGUCAAUGCCAAUCCACUCAGGACGUUACUGUUUGUAUCCUGUAAACAUUUGCCAAGUGCCCUGACUGCAAACUUCUGUGAUCCUCAAACUGCACUCCUCUCAAAUCCUCAGCCAACUAGCCCAAACCGUGGCUGGUUUGUGCCUCCGUUCGGAGGGAACCCCUGGUGGGUGUACCUGGCAGCAGCUUUGCCUGCCCUGCUGGUCACCAUCCUGCUCUUCAUGGAUCAGCAGAUCACCGCUGUCAUUGUCAAUCGCAAGGAGCACAAGCUUAAGAAAGGUGCAGGCUAUCAUCUGGAUUUGUUCUGGGUAGCUGUGCUGUUAGCAGUGUGCUCUUUCACGGGUCUGCCCUGGUAUGUAGCUGCUACAGUUAUUUCCAUCGCCCACAUUGACAGCUUGAAGAUGGAGACAGAGACGUCGGCCCCUGGCGAACAGCCCAAAUUUUUGGGUGUCAGGGAACAGAGAGUUACUGGUGUCUUUGUCUUCAUCCUCACCGGUCUGUCUGUCUUUAUGUCUCCUAUCCUCAAGUUUAUACCAAUGCCAGUGUUGUAUGGAGUCUUCCUCUACAUGGGUGUCGCUUCACUCAACGGAGUUCAGUUUAUGGACCGGCUCAAGCUGCUCCUCAUGCCUGCCAAACACCAGCCAGACCUGAUCUACUUGCGGCAUGUCCCAUUGAGGAAGGUCCAUCUCUUCACUUUCAUCCAGCUGCUUUGUCUGGCACUCCUCUGGAUCCUGAAGUCCACUGUGGCUGCCAUUGUUUUCCCCGUUAUGAUCUUGGCUCUGGUUGCUGUGAGGAAGGCAUUGGACUUCAUCUUCUCCCAGCUUGACCUCAGUUUCCUGGAUGAUGUCAUACCUGAGAAGGACAAGAAAAAGAAGGAAGAUGAGAAGACAAAGAAAAAGAAGAAACAAGGGAGCAUAGACAGUGACAUGGAAGAUGAGAAAAGUCCCCUUCAUUCACUGACCGAUAUACAUCGUGCUGAAAAGCGGCACUACUUUCAGACCAGCCCGAUGUCAAGUUCAGAGAGACUGCCAUUAAAUGUGCCUCAGAUUAAAAUAGAUAUGGACCCAGAUGACAACAAUGGCUGCUACUGGAGGAGUCGAGGGUCUGAAACGUCCAUAUAACGCCUCCAACCAAUCAGCUACAUAGAUUUUAUUAGCUCUUGCGAUUUGCAGAAAGCCAUUUGCCAAGGGAUAUUUUGUAAAGACUGUUCCCCAUCAUGGAUCCAUUCUGUGAAGACUAAAUAACAGCUUGAGGAACGCUUGUCUUCUACUCACUUAAUCACUACGGUUUGCAAGUUGUAAUUCCUAAACUACUAUGCAAUUCAGUUCAAUAUUUCACUUACUGUAUGUGCUGAGCUGUAAAGCAAUGCUGUAGCUGUUUUUACACAGUUCCACAACUACCAUUAUUCAUCCAAUACAAUAUGAAUCUUCACUUAACCUGACACAAUUUUCCUUUUCCUUUAUUUUUUUGCUCCUCUACCUCUGCUUUACAUGGUAGGCAUUAUGUAAAAAAUAAUUCACUUUUUCAUUUUUUUUAUUUGCACAGCAUGAGAUCUUAAUGUUGAUCUUUUUUUUUAUGUACAUCUUGAGCAAACUAUUCAGCAAAUGACUUCACUUAUGAAGAGAGAGAACAACUGUGACAAUAUAUUAUAAUAUUUAACUUGAUUAAUUUUUUAAUGAUGGUUAAUGUUAAUGAUUGGAAUUGAACCUGCUGUUUUUCAUAUUGUUUCAUUUAAUAUAGUGUGGUUUUAAAUUUAAUUUGUUUCGUUUUACAAACAAUAUUUAUGCCUAAUUAUCCAAACACGUUCUAAUAAGCUUGAUUAAUUAAGAAAGCCUAAUAAUUCAUUUUGCGUUUCAAGUCUGGUUAGGCAUUUGCUUUGUUACCUGCUUAUGGAAAUAGUCUAAAAGAAUAAAAGUCUACGUGUAUAACCUACACGUACUCGAGGGUCUGUUGUCCUUCAAAUGAUUUACCUAAGUGGCUUAAACCUGAAUUGCAAUAAUACGUGAAAUUUCUUUAGGUUUAAGGUUGUCUCGUGUAAUUCAGAUCACUUUUUUAAAUUGUGCUUUAUUUUACAGAUGUCAUAUUGCAAGUUGUGUCAUUUGUAAAAAAUAAGUCAGAAAAUGUCAACAGUGUGGUACAUACAUUUGAAUAAAGAUGACUUUUGUGCUGAGUCAUACAGUGCAUGUCCUAAACAUGUUCUCUUUGAUCCUUCAAGAACUAGGUGUCCUUUGUUGAUUCCUGCUAAUUUGUCAUUAUUUUUCCUCUUGCUUUCAAAAAACAAAAGUAUACAAAUUGUAGUAUGCAAUAUUUUCAAAAUCAACUUUUAACCUUGUAAGUAUACGUUUUUUUAACUUAUAUUUUUGGGGGUACCUAAAGAUGAAAUCUAUUGUGAAAGCAUGUUUGGGGAAAUUCUUGGAACGUUUAAACAAUGCUAAAUGUUAAUUGUAGAGUGUGUAACAAUGUUACAUUUUUAAUCAAGUUUUGUGACUUUUUAGAACAA